AUGGGGUCUGGAAACAUGCUCGAGGCUCAUGUCCAUGAGGACACAUCUGUCACACUGGUUUCCAUCCCUAUACCUCAUGUCCAGGGGCCAAACGAUAUUGUUGUCCGGGUAAUCUGCGCGUCAUGUAAUCCGAAGGACUGGAAGAUGCCAGCAGGCUUGCUCAAGACGAUAUCAGAUUGUCCCAACUCUGGCGAUGAUGUGGCUGGGAUAGUCCAUGAAGUAGGAUCAGCCGUCACUUUGUACAAGCGAGGGGACAGGGUUGCAGCGCUGCAUCAGCUAGGAGCACCGUACGGCGCAUACGCCGAGUUUGCACUAGUCAAGGACUUCGUCACGUUCCACAUCCCGCCCCAGCUUGAGUGGGAACAAGCGGCGACGAUGCCGAUGGCGUCCUAUAUGGCCUGUAUUGCACUCUUCGGCUCGCUUCAGAUCUGUGCAGGACCAUGGGAGACUGCUCAGAGGCCACCACCACUUCUGAUCUACGGUGCUGCGACAGGAGUAGGCAGUCUAGCCGUCAAGCUAGCUCAAGUCGCCGAAAUACAUCCACUACUCUGUGUGGCCGGUGGCGGUGCAGACUUCGUGGCCGGCUUGAUUGAUGAGAGCAAAGGCGACGCCGUUUUCGACUACCGCAAAGGUGACGAAGCUUUGGUUCAGGACAUCAAGUCCGCACUCCAUGGACAGGAGCUAGAAUACGCAUUCGACGCUGUUAGCGAGAAGUCCAGCAUAGCGAAUGUGUCUAAAGUCUUGAAGUCCAAGGGUGGGAAGAUAGCUCUUACGCUUCCCGGCCGAGCGCAUGAGCUUUCAGAUCAGCUAGAGAUUUCGCAUGUCAUGGCUGGCAGCUUGUGGAAGAAGCUAGUAGGGCGACAUGAAGGCGAGCAGCUCGGUAACCUAGGCGUCGAAGAUGGACCUGCAUUUGCCAAGACGAUGACAUCAAGCAUCGAGAAGAUGCUGUCCGAAGGCGUGCUUGCGGCACAUCCACACGUAGUAUACGAGGGAGGACUGACUGGGCUGGAGCGAGCGUUGAAGGAUCUGCGGGGUGGGAGAGUAAGUGCGAAGAGAUGUGUUGUUCGAGUGAUUGAUACACCUGGGAGGCACGCACCUGAUAUCGGCGACGGCAUCUGA
This is a messenger RNA of Recurvomyces mirabilis, 1119 nucleotides long. RefSeq lists its product as uncharacterized. Gene Ontology annotation, molecular function: oxidoreductase activity, acting on NAD(P)H. Bases 1 to 1119 code for a protein of 372 amino acids. Lineage: Eukaryota; Fungi; Ascomycota; Dothideomycetes; Mycosphaerellales; Teratosphaeriaceae. The record is from RefSeq and is a predicted model, not a curated record. The transcript is spliced from 2 exons.